UGAAUUAAAAUUAUGAUCUCGAAUUUUUAAAUCUUUUACGUUCGAGUAUAUAGAUGGCAUCUUCGAUGAUAGUUAGCCAUCUGUCAGCGACUUUGCAAGGCUUCACCCCAAACAGGUUAAUCUUCCCUUACUAUAGAUAGAAUCAGAAUAACUGGAAAUAACCUCAUAUCCCAUGCAAAGGGUUACGAUGUUUUCGGUUUCGCGGGGUUACAACUAUUUAUAAAACCAGCUAUUCGAACGUGUGCCAUUUAAAAUGGUUGAACACGCAUUACCGGCGUUAUUUCCGAGAUAAUUGCUUGUUGUCUCUCAGCAUUAGUCGGCGAUUUAUCGAGGAAUUACGAUUCCCGUGAUGGGACUUAUGGUUUCGUGAGACCGGUGGAUUCACUUUAUUUUUUUUUUCAAAUCCUGCAACAAAUUCAAUCAUGGCUUUCCUCGGAGCUCAAUUGGUCAUCACUCUUAUUAUGGUCAGUGUCAUCCAAAAAUUGACUCCACAUUUCUCCUUGGCGAGGUGGAUCUUAUGUUCUACAGGGUUGACACGUUACUUGUAUCCAACUGACCAACAGUUAAGGAGCCUUGUGGGUGUACCCAAAGAGAAACCCAAGAAAGGCAAGCACAUGGAAAAUGGAAAGGUUGCCGAUGUGUUUCAAGUUCCUAGAAAUCUGGAUAUUACACUGGAGAAUGUUAAGAUAAAUACUUUAGAUGUAGUGCAUUUAAAAUAUUAUACAGAGUAUCAGUGGUUAUUGGAUUUUUCUGUUUAUGCUGCAGCAGUCUAUGCUCUAACAGAGGUGUAUAAUUAUUUCUAUCCAAUCAAAGAUGAGAUAAAUCUAAGUAUGCUUUGGUGUUCAUUGGUUUUGGGUUUUGCAUUCAAAGUAUUGCUCUCCUUGUGGAUAGAAUAUUUCAAAGGAGAGGAGAGUAUAGGUGAAAGGUCCACAUGUAUUGUGACCGGAUUUGCUUAUCUUCUCAUAGCUAUGAUGAUUCUUAUCGUUGAUGAGAACAAUCUUGAAAUUGGAUUGGACAAAGCUUAUGCAAGCUUUAAUCACAGCGCAUCUUUGUUUUUAGAUAAUCAAGGUCUUUCAUCUACUGGACCUGCAUCAAAAAUUGUUAUAAAAUUCUUUCUUGCCUUGUGGUGUGGUUUGCUCGGUUCCUUAUUUACUUUUCCUGGAUUGAGAGUGUCAAAAAUGCAUUGGGAUACAUUAAGAUAUUGCGAAGACAGAAAGCUAUUGUUAUUGAUAUCAAACAUUAGUUAUGCCUCUCCACUUCUAUUGAUAAGCUUAUGGAUUAAGCCUAUAAGUAGGGAUUACCUUACAGUUAGAAUAUUUUCUGGUAUGAAUGGUCCACUAAUGACACCCGCGGCUUUCGAGAGUAUGAGGCUGAUUGCAAUAGUCGUUGCGAUUUUAUUAAAGUUAAUAUUGAUGCCGACGUAUCUGCAAUCAUAUCUAAAUUUAGCUGUGCAACGAUUAGAGAAUCAAAAGAAGGAAGCUGGUAGGAUAAAGAACGUUGAUUUACAGAAAAAGAUUGCAGCCGUAUUUUAUUAUUUAUGUGUUGUCGCGUUGCAAAUCAUUGUUCCAUUAAUUAUAUGUCUAUUUUUAACGUUCAUGUACAAAUCAUUAGGUGGUUAUACGUGGGAGGGUAUCUUCAAAGAUGAAGCUUUGGAAGAGUGUCCAGUGGAUGAAUCACCAAUAUCGGUACUGAAAGGAACCAAUGAUGAUCUUGAUAAAACUGUUGCGCAAACCGCGCAAGAUUUUCAACUUGCAUUAGGAUCUUUGAAGCAGAUAUUUACAACAGACGUGUACAGAGGUCUCUUUGGUCUAGCAACAUGGUGGAGUUGCUUCACAUUAUUUGCGUCUACUGCCAUGGGCAUGUUUUAUCAAUCAUAUUUCUCCAGUAUGUGAACAGUCACCGUGAAAGAUAACGCAUUUCACGUCAUUUCGCACAAAUUUAUGUCAAUCUCUGCAAUUGGUCUAUCGAUUCUACUGCUACUGGAAUAUUCAACGAAUAUUUUUCGAAAAAGUACCUAUUUCAAGGUACGCACAAUAUCGACUGUCCAAAAAAAACAUUUGUACUAACUUUUAAAAUUUGUAAUACAUAUAGUAAUAAAAGAGCUGAAACUCAACUACGUCAAAACAAAUGUUUAAAUUUUCCAUAUAAUGUGUGGCGAUUAUACAAAACCGAUGGAAAAGUACAUGAGGUGGUAGCACACAGAAUAGCAGAGAGAAAUUUACGGAUAUUUUACGGUCGAAUCUAAGUAUGGCUUCUGAACGUGUGCGAGACAUAAAUAAAUUGUAUCACUGCCAGUAAAUAAGCUAUUUAACAUUC
This is a messenger RNA of Megalopta genalis, 2316 nucleotides long. It is a transcript of the gene emei, whose product is annotated as transmembrane protein 161-like emei. Lineage: Eukaryota; Metazoa; Arthropoda; Insecta; Hymenoptera; Halictidae. The record is from RefSeq and is a predicted model, not a curated record.